AUGGCCGGCGGGGAGCAGCGGGCGCCCGGCGGCCCCGAGCGGGUGGCGCUGAAGAAGGAGAUCGGGCUGGUGAGCGCCUGUGCCAUCAUCAUCGGUAACAUCAUAGGCUCUGGGAUCUUUAUUUCCCCGAAGGGAGUCCUGGAGCACGCGGGCUCGGUGGGCCUGGCUCUCAUCAUCUGGGUGCUCGGUGGAGGCGUGGCUGCCCUGGGCUCGCUGUGCUACGCUGAGCUGGGGGUCACCAUCCCCAAGUCGGGAGGGGAUUAUUCCUAUGUCACAGAGAUUUUUGGUGGGUUAGCUGGGUUUCUGCUACUGUGGAGCGCAGUGCUUAUCAUGUACCCAACUAGCCUGGCUGUCAUUGCACUGACCUUCUCAAACUAUGUCCUGCAGCCUGUCUUCCCUAACUGUAUUCCCCCCUACAAUGCCUCCAGGAUCCUCUCCAUGGUGUGUCUACUCCUCCUGACGUGGGUGAACAGCUCCAGCGUGCGAUGGGCGACGCGCAUCCAGGAUAUAUUUACAGCAGGAAAACUCUUAGCCCUGACCCUAAUCAUUAUCGUGGGCUUCAUACAGAUCUUUAAAGGAAACUACAAAGAGUUGACACCAAGCAAUGCAUUCAGAUUUUGGAUGACUCCAUCUGUGGGACAUUUAGCAUUAGCUUUUCUUCAGGGAUCCUUUGCAUUCAGUGGCUGGAACUUCUUGAACUAUGUCACAGAGGAGCUGGUUGAUCCCCGCAGGAACCUGCCUCGUGCCAUAUUCAUAUCCAUCCCAUUGGUGACAUUUGUGUACACGUUCACCAACAUUGCAUAUUUCACUGCCAUGUCUCCCCAAGAGCUCUUGUCCUCCAACGCUGUGGCGGUAACAUUUGGUGAAAAGUUACUGGGCUAUUUUUCCUGGGUUAUGCCAGUCUCAGUGGCCCUAUCUACAUUUGGAGGAAUAAAUGGAUACCUUUUUACCUCAUCAAGGCUGUGUUUCUCUGGUGCUCGGGAAGGCCACUUGCCAAGUUUGCUGGCCAUGAUCCACGUCAAGAACUGCACACCCAUCCCUGCCCUUCUCCUCUGUUGUCUGGCCACACUCAUCAUCAUGCUGGUUGGAGACACAUACACGCUAAUCAACUACGUGUCAUUCAUUAACUACCUCUGCUAUGGAGUGACCAUUAUAGGCCUGAUUGUUUUACGCUGGAAGAAACCCAAAAUCUUCAGACCUAUCAAGGUGAACCUCCUCAUCCCCAUCACCUACCUGGCGUUCUGGGCAUUUCUGCUGGUCUUCAGCUUGUACUCCGAGCCCAUCGUCUGUGGGGUUGGACUCAUUAUCAUUUUAACUGGAGUGCCAGUGUUUUUCCUUGGAGUCUACUGGAGAAAUAAACCAAAGUGUGUAAAUAGGCUAAUAGAGUCCCUGACGUGCUGGGGGCAGAAGCUGUGUUUUGUGGUGUACCCUCAGUGUGGAAGCGCAGAGGAGGAGGCCUCCUCAGCCCACUCCUGGCGGCUGGUGAGCGAGACAGCAGUGAGGAAAUCACAGCAGCGUGGCCUUUGA
Pyrgilauda ruficollis (rufous-necked snowfinch) is the source of this 1527-nucleotide messenger RNA. It is a transcript of the gene SLC7A10, whose product is annotated as solute carrier family 7 member 10. Bases 1 to 1527 code for a protein of 508 amino acids. Gene Ontology annotation, molecular function: L-amino acid transmembrane transporter activity; neutral L-amino acid transmembrane transporter activity. The record is from RefSeq and is a predicted model, not a curated record. The transcript has 11 exons. Gene Ontology annotation, biological process: amino acid transmembrane transport; D-alanine transmembrane transport; D-serine transmembrane transport. Gene Ontology annotation, cellular component: membrane. Lineage: Eukaryota; Metazoa; Chordata; Aves; Passeriformes; Passeridae.